Molecule: messenger RNA, 8288 nt
Organism: Ostrea edulis (European flat oyster)
Lineage: Eukaryota; Metazoa; Mollusca; Bivalvia; Ostreida; Ostreidae
Product: tyrosine-protein phosphatase 99A-like
Exons: 30
Coding region: 135-4274 (1379 amino acids)
Biological process (GO): protein dephosphorylation
Molecular function (GO): protein tyrosine phosphatase activity; protein binding
Source: RefSeq, a predicted model, not a curated record
GUCACGUGACAGGAAGUUGAUAUUAUGGACAAUCAAGAUGGCGACGAAUUGUCGAAGGAAAAGAGAAUGUGAAAUAAAUUUUACAGAAUGAAGAUAGGUGUUAAAUAUAUAGAUUAUUGGUGAGGAGAAGAACCAUGCUGGGAAUAGUGAAAAGCCAUAUAAUUGUGUCAUGGUUGUUUUUUCUUUGGAGUGUUACAGUUCCACAUGAUGCGAUAGUGUAUGGCCAGAUUAUUACCACACCGACAUCAGAUAAUGCCAGUAGCAUCCCUGUCUCAUCCCCCACCCCAAGUCCAACCACCCCCAUAAUUCAAGUCACCACCGAAGCUGCCACCACCACAAAACCAGACCCCAAACCGGUGCCCCCACUCAAUAUUGUGUUUGGACAAGUGGGUAGGAAUGCUUCUGUGCCUUGCUUCAUUGAUGCCUUGGCGGUGUAUCCAGACAAGAUGCUCUCUACCACCUGGAAGAAGAACCGGAUGUUCAUCGUGAAUGCUGCCAUGGGCGAGGAUGGGAAGUUGUCGCUGUCGUACCUGGAUGAUGAGCUGAAGAAGAAAUACGAAGUGGAAGAGGAUUACAGUUUGGUGGUCACUGAGCUGGAAAUGAAGGACACAACUAAUUUUACCUGCACUGUCAUCAAGUUUCAGACAGAUCAGCGUUUAGUGCACGAUGUCAUCUACACCAAUAUUACCUAUCUGCUGGUUCAAGAUGUGCCUUCCCCUCCAGGGCGUCCCAGUAUCUUAGAGAAAUCCUCCCGAACUGCCAAAAUCAGCUGGUCCCCCAGUCAAACUGACAACAACAGUCCCAUAAUGCACUAUUCUGUCAAUGUUAUGGACAGAACUAUGAUCAAUCAAGGCAGAUCUCACUUUUCUUCUAGACACAGAUGGAAUAAUAUGGGCGUCAAAGUGAAACAAGUUUCUGUUUUCACCAAUGAAAAUCCUUCUGCGGUGUUGACUGGUCUCCAUCCCUACACAGCUUACCAAAUCACAGUUUCUGCGGUAAACAAAAUAGGAACCAGUAUAGAAAGUCAACUUAGUGAUAUUUUCUACACUGACUCGGAAGCCCCUGAAGCCCCACCCCUCCAUUUAGUGGCCACAAGUAACUUCAGCAGUAGAAUCCAUCUCUCCUGGGACCCGCCACCCCUCAACAAGCACCAUGGUAACCUGGAGGGGUACAGAAUUCAGUACACAUCAGAGAGAGAUGGGAUCAAUAGGGUCAUUACAGUGGAGGAUCCAAAGAAAACCAAAAUUACCCUCUUUGGCUUACAACCAUUUGAGGCAUAUGAGGUGUCUGUGUUAGCGUUUAACAAUAUCGGCGAGGGACCUGCCGUGAAAAAACUUAUCCGUACAGCAGAAGGAAUUCCAGGAAAACCGCUGAUGAUCCACACCAACACACAGCCCAUGUCCACAUCAUUUGUUGUCAAGUGGCUGGCUCCAGACCAAGUUAAUGGACAUAUUAUGAGUUACGAACUCCGCUGGCAACACAACAAUAUCACCAAGACCAAAGUGAUCUCCAAAUAUCUGAAUAAUCCCAUGCUGGAGCAAGUCACCAACUUAAAGCCAUUUACCCAGUACCGAGUACAAGUAAGGGCAAUAACUGGUGGAGGGAAGGGAGAGUUCAGUGAUGUAUACCCAGUCUACACUGAUGUUGCUGGCCCAAGUUCACCAGAAGUGACUAACUUGACGGUUUUGGGAUCUCGCAGUAUUUAUAUAUCCUGGGAGCCACCUAAACAGUUCUACCGGACCAUUGACCACUACUACAUCCAGAUUAUAGAUACCUCUACCAACCACCAACAGAGGAGAGCGCUGGAAAAUAAUGAGAGGGAGACCAUAGUGACCGGUUUACCCACCAACACUGAGUUCACUCUAAAAAUAGCCGGCGUGACCAAAAGUCUACAUUCCAACAUGCACUACAUAGGAGAGUUCUCUAAACCCUGGACGUUCAGUCUCUCAGAGUUGUCAGAAGAUGCACUGCCCCUCGCCAAUUAUUCGAGGAGCAUUUUAUCCGUUGCUAACACCACCAUGACUCAUGAAUAUGUUAAUGAACCAGAAAUGAAAGAAGUGCGGAAAUAUUUGCCAGGAAAUCAUUCCAUUGUCAAUUUUACCAGUAUUUCUUUUCCUACUCGCCCACCUGAAAUUCAAGAACCCAUUAUGGAAGAUCCUACAGCGGUAAAUCAAGCCGAUUCCCAAGUGGUGAAUGCUGGGAUAGUGGCAGGUGUCGUCUGUACGAUCAUUUUCAUCCUCCUAGCAGUCUUAGGAUUCAUUGGAUGCAGGUCUAUGACUUGCAGGAAGUAUUACCAGGCUGCAUACAACUACUUGGCUGUUCCAACAAACAACAACUCUCCCCCGUCUACAGUUAUUGUAGUGGCUGAUCCAGCAGAUGAACAGUCUUACAAUGCUGUGAAGGAAGACUUAGAGAAGAGGUUCACCACUGUGAGAAAAGAGGAUUUCCUGCAGCAUGUUCAAUCGCUACAUGCAGACUCGGAUGUGGGGUUUUCACACGAGUUUGAUGAGAUCAAUAAGCUGACCUCUGUGACCCCCAAGGCAGAAGUGGGAAUGUAUCCAGAAAACAAACAGAAAAACAGAUAUGUCAACAUUCAAGCAUUUGACCAUUCUCGAGUUGUACUUCAGAAAUCCGUGCAAGUUCGACAAAGGCAGUCGGAUUACAUCAACGCAAACUACAUUGAUGGAUACAAAAAAUCCAAGGCCUACAUUGCCACUCAGGGCCCCAUGCCCAAUACCUUCGCAGACUUCUGGCGGAUGGUGUGGGAGCAGAACUCUGUUGUCAUAGUGAUGAUCACCAAACUAGUGGAAAGAACUAGGAGGAAAUGUGACCAGUACUGGCCAGAGGAUGGAAUUGAGACAUACGGCAACAUACAGGUCAAGCAUGUCAACACAUUCUCAAGAGCUCAUUACACCGUGAGGAUAUUCUCACUGAAAAACGUCAAGCUUAAAAAGCAAUUUUCGGAGAGAAUAGUUCACCAGUUCCACUAUACGGAGUGGCCAGACCACGGGGUGCCGGAUUUUACACUUCCUGUUUUAAAGUUUGUUCAGAAAUCAGCAGCCCUGAACCCCAUCAAAGCAGGUCCUAUCGUGGUCCACUGCAGUGCUGGAGUUGGCAGGACCGGCACCUAUAUUUUGAUUGACAGCAUGAUAGAGCAAAUCAAGGACCAGGGAACAGUUGCUAUACCCUCCUUCUUACUUAAAAUCCGCCAACAGAGGAACUUCCUCGUACAAACAGAGGAUCAGUACAUGUUGGUUCAUGAUGCCCUAGUGGAGUAUCUCCUCUGUCCCACCACGGAAAUCAAACAAUCUGAUGUUAAAGUCUACACGGAGAAGCUGGCAGAAACGCCACUGGAUAUCAUGCCCUCACUUCUACAAAAUAUAUUCCUUAUUGUCACAGCCUACAAACCCAAAGAUUCAGACAAGUCUCUCGCCCUGGCACCGCUGGCCCUGGAGAAAAACAGAAAUACCAACUUCAUUCCUCUGUACCCAAAACGGGUCAAGUUGCCCUUCCUGCCCGGCGUUGAGGGAUCUGAUUAUAUAAAUGCCACAUACUUACAAGGUUACAACCAUACUGAUGAGUUCAUUUUGACCCAGCACCCUUUGGAAACAACGGUUGGAGACUUCUGGAGGAUGGUGUGGGACAACAACAGCUCAGUCAUAGUCCUUCUCUCCAGGGUGGAUGAUGAGGAGUUCAUGAAGUUUUGGCCGGACGAGACUGACUCCGUAGGGAUGGACACAGCUAAUUUCAAACUGGUCUUUCAGGAAUCGGAGGAGGGCAACAGUUACACUGUUCACACCUUCUUGCUGGAAUCUACGCAGGAUGACUACGUACUGAUGACGCAGAUCAUUUCGUGUCCUGAGUGGCCCCCACCAGACCUCCCCCAUUAUAAAGCAUUUGACCUUUUAGAAAGGGUCAAGGAACUCCAAGCCCAGAAGGAUGGUGGGCCAAUUGUUGUGGUGGACAGAUUUGGGGGUGUAGAAGGUGCUCGCUUCUGCAUUCUUUCGUCCUUGUUGGACCAGCUGAAUCAUGAUAAGACAAUCGAUGUGUACCACCUGUGCAAGCUCUACCACAAGAAACGGCCCGGCAUCGUCGGCAGCCAAGAGGAUUACCUCUUCAUCUUCCUUGCCAUGAACAGUUACAUCCAAGAACAGUUUGAUAAAGAGACUGCCUCACUUUCACAUCAUCUACAUUUACGAUCUUCCUCCGCCAAGAAAAACGGCACUCUGUCACGUAGUCCUACACUUCAGGCCAAGGUGGAAACGACGAUCUGAGAAGGGGAAGACACGGUCUGAGAAGUGGAAGGUGGUUUUCAUCCUUUUGUGUAGAAGAGAAAGACAACUAUAGCCAUGUUAUAUGGAGAACAUGGAGAUAUUUCUCACUGAAAAUUACAGGUCAUAACAUACUCAGAUAUAUGAGAGAAACAAUUCAUGAAAACUUUAUGGAUGCUUUGAAUUUAUUGAAAAUACCAUUCAUGGAUCCCAGAUAGAAAAACCAUGUCUUCAUCAGUGUUUAUGUUUAACAUGUACAAGUUGUGCCAAUAUCAUCUUCAGAUUGUGAAUUUCCACUGUGUGAACAUGUCGAGACUAAAGGCGCAGUAACCAUAGGAAAUCUCCCAAUUUUUUUUUAUAUAAUCCAAGGUUUACACCUCUGAGUGUUGGUAUUCGUUAUGAAUAUCUCGAAAUUGACAGUGUGAUAAGUUGUGGGGAGGAUCCAAAUUUCUUCCAUAGACACCAAAUCACCACUUGUCCAGGUGACGGGAAUGGUCGAGUGCUGUGAUUGUUUUAAGUAUUUUAACAUGUAGUGAAAGGUUGUGUGAAUUUAGCGAUUUUUCAGAAUACGUUUUAAUUAUCAUCAAAUGUUGUAACUAAGGCUCUGCCGAUGCUGUACUGUUGUACAGUGUACUGUUGUCUCCCGUUCAUUCGUCGGUGUCUGCUUGGUGAUAUUACUGCCAUUUCAGUCAGAGAGUGAGGACUGUCGUUUCAAAUCCCGAGAGGAAAUAUUAAUUUUUUUUCUCAUUGACUAAGAUUGCAUUGGAUUGACAACUGUUAAAUCAGUCAAGAUGAUUGAUAAUCCGUGUUAACAUUGAAGACUUAAGGAUUUUCCAUUAAUCUGAUGUGCUACACUUCAAUGAUGCUUUACACUCAGGCUGCCUCAGGUAUUCUUCAGCAAUGGAAUAUCUUGGCUGCAGUAUUUUUGGAUAUCUUAAGAGUUGAAGGGGCUGAAAAUGGUGCAACAGAUUUGAUAUGCUGUAUACAGGGAGAUAUUAGCCCCCGUUUUAUUUUCGCCCCGUCAGUGGGGCAAAUUUAAGACUGGGUGAAACCUUUUUCUCUCUUAUCUCUCUUUUAUAAAACUAUGUCUGAGUAAAUUAAAAACAGGACGGAACCAACCUCAAGUGUAGAAAGGCGAAACUAACACGGGGCGAAACUAACGCGGGGCGAAAACAACCCUGUGUACAGUAAAUGGAGGAUCUAUUAAUAUGUAUCUUUGUAUCAAUCAUUUAUGUUAUAUUCUACUGAAACUGAAUACAUCAGAGCUUGCAUGUAAUGCCUUUAUUAUCCCCAUGCUCUGCCAUUUUGUAUUGUUUUUAUGUCAUUUUGGACCUUUGUGCCGCCAUUGUGUUCCAAAGCAUAUAGUGUAUGAAUUGCAUUUAACGUUAAGCUUCAUCCUCUAGUCCGUGUAGUCAUCAUGAGAGUCCAACCUGUUCAAAAUUCACAAUAUUUUUAUGAGUCAUAAAUCAAAAUUAAUAUGAAAGAUAUAUUCUCCUUUGUAGAACUUAGGAAAACCCAUGAAUGAUAUUCAUGUAAGAUAUUUGUACUGACACACAAAAUCUGAAGUAGAUGGAAAGGGGGGGGGGGGGGGGGGUAGGCUUCUCACCAAAGAUUUUGAAGCACUUAAAGUUUGGAUAUUCUGAAUUUAGCUCAGUAGGUAAAAUGCAAUUCAAAUCCCCAUUUAAAUGGAGCUGUUUGACAAAUUAAUCUUUAGAUUUGAAAAAGGUUGUGGCGUGCCAAAAACUGUAGAUCUCGUAGUGAUAAUGUCUUUUAGCUAUUGUUUGAAUUGUUUUGUUGUUAGAUAUGUUUUUGACAAUUUAUAAACUGCUUAAUAUACACACCCAUUUUAAUGACCAUGCAUUAAGGAAAUAAAUGCAUACACCUACAAGUUUAAAACUUUUCAGAAAGUUUCAGUCGAGUUUUAUCAAGUUAGUACUAUAUUUGUACAUAUAGUGAAAUUUUACAACAGGUUGUAAAAAUUGUACAGUUUACAUGUGUAGGAAUUUGACAUAGAAUGGAACAAGUGAGGUUGGAUUAUUUUCAUCAAAGUAUAAAUUUCUUUUUCUUUAACAUCUGUUUAUUAUACAAUCAGUACAGUAUGUAAAUGGUGUCAAUCUGUAUGUCUGUAACUAACUUUCACAGAAUUUCAUGGAAAUAUUGAUGAAGUGGGAUAAACCCCGAUAGGGUUCAAGAUCGCAUCUGAGGUCAAGGUCAUGGCAGGUAACAUGAUGUCCUUGAACACUGAUGUGAUAACAUUAUUUCUAGUAUGCAUCGUAUAAGUGUAUUAAGAUAAACAAUAACAGCAUUAGAUCUACACACACACACACACACACAUAUUGGUUUAUAACUUUAUACGUGUAUGUAUAUCAGUUUCAUAUGGAAAUAAAUGAGAACAUAGCUGUAGAAAUUGAGAAAUGAAUAAGUGACUAGGUUUUUGAUAAUUUAUAAAAUUUAAUGUUUAUGAUGUUGAUUUUUACAACAUUCGUAGUGAUAUUAUUAAACGGUAAGAUACAUGUACAAUGUAUUAAAUGUAUAAAACAGGUUUUUUUUAUGAAAUCAUGUUCAUCCAAAGAUAUAUCCUUUAGAUCAGUGUGUGCAUACUAGCAAAGGAAACUAAAGGAAAUAGUUUCAAGUAGACAAUUAAGAUGAAUUAUAGCCAAAACUGAAUGUAUUUCCAAAGGGUAAGUUAUAUUAAAUGAAGGGUGGGGGGCACAGAGAUGAAAGGAGACUAGUCAUUUUACAUGUAGAGUUGUAGUUUACCAUGGCACAAAUGAUUCAGUGAUGUAAAGUUUUGUAAUAUACAUUUAGAAUCUAGAUAUUUGUACAAAUUGCUUUUUAUAUAUACAUGUAUGUAUACUUAAUUGUGACUGCAAAUUAGAUGUAUAGUCAAUUUCAUGUAGUACAAAUCCUAUACUGCAAAUAUAUUUGGGUACUGAGUAAAUAUUAAAAUUCAGUUAAGAACUUAAGUUUGAUUAAAAGUGGACAAAAUCGUAAUGUUUACAACACUUUUAGUGUCUAGUAUAGGGGAAAUUCAACAAACAGAGUAAAUAUAGGGUUCAGAUCAUGUGUUUUAUUUGAGGGUGGGAAUUUCUUACCUGUUAAAGUACAUUGUUACAUAAAAUUCUCAAGGAGCUGGUAACGUAGUAUGAAAUUGAUGCAUUCUGAUGAAAUCGUGUCAUUCUGUGUGUAGUGAAUGUUGUCUUUACCAUGUGAUGUAUGUUCUUUUUAAAUUAUUAUUUAUGUAGUUAGCAUACAAAGCAGCUGCACUAAUGUUCAUCUGUAGAACUGGUGGGUUAUUAUCCAGAUAAUACAUCUCAUUUAUCAAGUUAUCACGGAAAUUCAAUAUUGUUUUAAUUUUUUUUUAUUUCAUUUCGUAUAUCUUGUUAUCCUAUGAGUUUAUUUUAAGAAUAGUACCAGUCAAAUUGAUAUUGGACCUUACUACAAAACAAAUGUGAAAGUAGGGACUAACUGGGAUUAGGCUGGAAUGAUUCAAAUUUAUAUAUACCACUGUAAAUCAGAACUUUUUAAUGAACAUUUUGUUACACAAGAUUUUCAUACAAACUGAUUUAUCUCGCACUAAAUCCAUUUUAUUAACAUAUUGUCCAACAACAUUGUAUUAUGUUGUUCAGCUGCUUCAUUUAAUUGUCUUAUUUCCAUCAUUCAUUUCUCUGUACAUGAAGUUGCAUCUCAGUUUUAAGUGAGUACUUUUAUAAUAUGUUAAUGAGAAUAUGCUGGUGUUUUUACAGGCGACUCCCCCCAGGCUUUCAGCAAUUUUACUCGUCCAGGUUGUAUGAGUUAGUAGGUUGUAUUACGAAAUUGUCGCAGUUUUAGCGGCACUGUGUUGUGUAUGUUUUUUGCCACCGUUGAUAGUAUUUGACAACUUAUCUUUGUGCGCAAGUUUUACUCAUUUUGGGGGGUCCUUUUUUUUUUUAAGAGCAGAAAGCAUUGUAUGAUUUUCUAUUUGUAAUGUAUAACCUUUUUAUAAAUAUUAUUAAAAGAACCAUUAUACUAUUGACA